Molecule: messenger RNA, 2130 nt
Organism: Camellia sinensis
Lineage: Eukaryota; Viridiplantae; Streptophyta; Magnoliopsida; Ericales; Theaceae
Product: abscisic acid 8'-hydroxylase CYP707A2
Biological process (GO): abscisic acid metabolic process; sterol metabolic process
Molecular function (GO): iron ion binding; heme binding; oxidoreductase activity, acting on paired donors, with incorporation or reduction of molecular oxygen, NAD(P)H as one donor, and incorporation of one atom of oxygen
Source: RefSeq, a predicted model, not a curated record
UUCUCUUCACACAAAACUCCUCUUUUAUCUAUCCAUACCCACACAUACUAUCAGCACUACUACUAAUACUACUACUACUACUACUACUACUUUACUAUCACUACAAACACUAUUUACCAAAACAUGGACUUCACAACCAUGUUCAUGUUCUGUUUAUUUGUUUCUUUUCUUUCUUUCUUAUUCCUCUUCCGUCUCCUCCUCAAAUUCCUCACCUCUGGCCACCGGAAACUCCCUCUCCCACCGGGCUCUCUUGGCUGGCCGUAUAUCGGCGAAACCUUUCAGCUCUACUCUCAAAACCCAAAUGUCUUCUUUGCCUCCAAAGUUAAAAAGUAUGGUUCUAUACUCAAGACUCACAUAUUGGGUUGUCCUUGUGUGAUGAUAUCGAGCCCCGAGGCGGCGAAACUCGUGCUUGUAACGAAAGCUGCUCUGUUCAAGCCGACAUUUCCGGCGAGCAAAGAGAGGAUGUUGGGUAAACAAGCCAUUUUCUUUCACCAAGGAGAGUACCAUUCCAAAUUGAGAAAACUUGUCAUCCGAGCAUUCAUGCCCGAGGCGAUCAAAAACAUUGUCUCUGACAUUGAAUCGAUCGCUAUCGAGACUCUAAAAUCAUGGGAAGGCCAAUCAAUAACCACUUAUCAAGAAAUGAAGACAUACACAUUCAAUGUCGCAUUACUUUCGAUAUUCGGAAAAGACGAAAUUCUGGACAGAGAAGAGCUGAAAAGAUGCUACUACAUUCUUGAAAAAGGGUACAAUUCAAUGCCCAUUAAUCUUCCUGGAACUCUCUUCCACAAAUCGAUGAAAGCGAGGAAGGAGCUAGGUCAGAUCGUGGCGAAAAUCCUCUCGAUUAGGCGGCAAAUGAAGCACGACCACAAAGAUUUGCUCGGAUCAUUCAUGGGUGAUCAAGAAGGCCUCACCGAUGAACAAAUAGCCGAUAAUAUCAUCGGUGUCAUUUUCGCAGCUCGUGACACCACCGCCAGUGUCCUAACGUGGAUAGUCAAGUACCUUGCCGAGAACCCAAGUGUCCUCCAAGCUGUCACUGAAGAGCAAGAGGAGAUAGUGAGAGAGAAGCGCGGUGAAGAGAAGGCUCUAACUAGGGCAGAUACUAAGAAGAUGCCAAUGACUUCAAGGGUGAUUCAAGAGACACUUCGAGUUGCUUCAAUUUUGUCUUUCACUUUCAGAGAAGCUGUUGAAGAUGUAGAAUUUGAAGGCUAUCUUAUACCAAAAGGUUGGAAAGUUCUACCACUCUUCAGAAACAUCCAUCACAGCCCAGAAAAUUUCCCAGAGCCUGAGAAGUUUGAUCCCUCAAGAUUUGAGGUGGCACCAAAACCCAAUACAUUUAUGCCAUUUGGCAAUGGGACCCACUCAUGUCCAGGGAAUGAGUUGGCCAAGGUGGAGAUUUUGGUCCUUCUGCACCAUCUGACCACAAAGUACAGGUGGUCUGUCAUGGGCCCACAGAAUGGGAUUCAGUAUGGCCCUUUUGCUCUUCCCCAAAAUGGUUUGCCCAUCAGACUAUCCCUCAAAACAUAGGUCUCUCUUUCUCUAUAAAGACACUGUUCCAACUCCCAACUACAGAGAUCUUUCUAAAAGCAGAAAGAUGUGUGAGAAGAUUAUGAUGAAGAGAGCGAUACAAUCAUUCAAUUGACUAUAUGAAUAAAGAGGAAAAGACUCUUUUCUCUCUUGCUAUAGUUUACCCAAAAGCAGAAAAUUUUAGAAUGAGAUACAAAAAAGGGCGGGCAAAAUUGUACAUAAAAGAGGCUUCAUAGCUAAUUGUUGAGGCAGCAAUGUUAGGUAUCAUGAAAAAAAUUUUAUGAAAAUAAUUAUGAAAAUUUUGUGACCCUUGGAUUACACUUAGAUUAAAGCACUACAUACUAAUCCAGGUAAUUCAAUGGUCAUAAAUUUUUCAUGAUCUUUUUCAUGAAAAAAUUUUCACGAUCCCUAACUUUUCCCUUGUUGAGGGGACACAAUUAUUGAACUUAAAAAAGUCAUAUUCAUUGUCAAGAAUGACAGUGAAAAUUGCAUUAAGAGAUGGGAUCAAUGUAAUCUAGUUAGUUUAAUUAGUCUAUAUUGUUUGUUUGUUAUAUUGUAUAAAGUCCUCAAGGCGACAAAUGAAAAUAUAAUUUUAAGUUUUCACUU